Sorghum bicolor (sorghum) is the source of this 1482-nucleotide messenger RNA. RefSeq names its product cytochrome P450 89A2. The transcript has a single exon. Gene Ontology annotation, cellular component: membrane. Lineage: Eukaryota; Viridiplantae; Streptophyta; Magnoliopsida; Poales; Poaceae. Gene Ontology annotation, molecular function: heme binding; iron ion binding; oxidoreductase activity, acting on paired donors, with incorporation or reduction of molecular oxygen, NAD(P)H as one donor, and incorporation of one atom of oxygen. The coding region runs from base 1 to 1482 and encodes 493 amino acids. The record is from RefSeq and is a predicted model, not a curated record.
AUGGAUACAUUAGUGCAGGUCCUCACACUUGGCACGGCCUUUAUUAUCUUCCUCGCCGUUUUCCGGCGAAGCAUUUGGCACGGCCGUGGUCCGGCGAGGCCGACAUUGGUCGAGAUCAGUGACUCUGCCGUCGCCCGCACAGCGCUGAUCGACCACGCCGACGCCUUCUCGAACCGCCCGCUCACGCUGUUCCCGGUGGCCUUGGUCACCGGGCAACGCCGCCGCCGGAGCGACAGCAUCAGCUCGGCGCAGUACGGCCCGCUCUGGCGCGCGCUCCGCUGCAACCUCACCUCCGAGGCUCUGCACCCCUCACGCUUCGACCAGCUCGGCCCGCUGCGGCGAGAGUUCGUGGCGGCCCUCGUCGCGUCGCUGUCCGCGAGGGUCGCCGGCGACGGCGGCGAUGUGGUCGUUAUCAGAGACAGCGUGCACGCUGCCGUGUUUGCUCUGGUGGCGCGCUUGUGCUUCGGCGACCUCGUGGGCGACGCUGCCCACCUGCUGGCCAUGCGGCGCGUGAUGCAGCAGUUCGUUCGCGCCAUAGGGGAGGCCAAUGCCUUCGCGGGCUCAUGGCUCACCAAGCUCCUGCACUGGAGGCAGUGGCGGCGCUUCGUCGCCUACCGCGGCCAGCAGGCCGCGUUCUUCCUCCCUCUCGUGUCGGAAAGGGACCGCCGGCGCCGUUCUGGGUGCUGCAACGACGGCGGGAUCAGGCCGUACGUUGACACUCUCAUCGACCUCCGUGUCCCCGACGACGACGAGGACGACGACGACAACGACACCGCCCGGCGCGCGCUCACGGACGACGAGAUGGUGAGCCUUCUGUCGGAGUUCCUCGGCGCCAGCACGGAGUCGGUCGUGUCCUGCAUCGAGUGGGCACUCGCUCACCUCGCCGCCCAGCCGGAGGUCCAGGAGAAGCUGCGCCGCGAGAUAGCAGGAGAUGGAGGCGGCGAGGGCGGCGCGGUGCCCGAGGAGCGGCUCCGCACGUUGCCGUACCUGCACGCCGUCGUGCUCGAGGCGCUUCGCCUGCACCCGCCGGUGCCCUUCCUCAUGCGCGAAGCCCACGCGGACGCGGAGGGUGCGGCGGCGGUGGCCGGCGGCGGAACAACGGCGGUGCCUGCAGUGGGCGGCGGCGGGAGGACGCGGGUGCAUUUUCUUAUACGGGACAUGGCGAGGGACAGGAAGGACUGGACGGACCCCGACGAGUUCUGGCCGGAGCGGUUCCUCGCCAACGGUGAGGCGGAGGGCGUCGGCGCGGUGCCCGGGCCGAAGGAGAUCAGGAUGAUGCCCUUCGGCGCCGGCCGGAGGUACUGCCCCGGUGCUGGGAUGGGCAUGGUGCACAUCAAGUGUUUCCUCGCCGGGCUCGUGCGCGAGUUCGAGUGGGCACCGGCGGCCGAUGGACAUGGCUGCGGGAUUGACUUCACAGAGCUGGACGGCUUCUUCAAGGUGAUGAAGACGCCACUCAGAGCGCAUGUCAAGCGGAGCACCUAG